Penicillium alfredii is the source of this 1419-nucleotide messenger RNA. RefSeq names its product tRNA splicing endonuclease subunit SEN2 (gene sen2). The transcript has a single exon. Gene Ontology annotation, biological process: tRNA splicing, via endonucleolytic cleavage and ligation; tRNA-type intron splice site recognition and cleavage. Gene Ontology annotation, molecular function: nucleic acid binding; tRNA-intron lyase activity. The record is from RefSeq and is a predicted model, not a curated record. Gene Ontology annotation, cellular component: tRNA-intron endonuclease complex. The coding region runs from base 1 to 1419 and encodes 472 amino acids. NCBI's taxonomy places the organism in Eukaryota, Fungi, Ascomycota, Eurotiomycetes, Eurotiales, Aspergillaceae.
AUGUCUAAGACGGCCCCAGAGCCCAGUACACCCUCAUCCCAAGCUGGGCCUGUACAAGAGAAGAGCCCAACUCGGGCUCCUCGUCCACCCAGGCCCAACUACAAGCACAUUCAUCGCUUCCCGCUCCCGCUUAGUGUCCAUCCAGUUCCUCCCGUAAUCCCUCAUAACCCCCUCUCCAUCAUUAGUGUUGUCCUUUCGUACCUGACCUUCCUGGUCUCUCCGCCACGUCAAGAAGUCUACUCGGCUUACUUCGACUCAGCUACCUCAUCCGUCCAUGUCACAGAUGAGAAGGCAAUUCGGGCCCUGUGGGAGAGGGGGUUCUUUGGUAAAGGUAGUCUGAGUCGAAGUCAGCCCAGCUGGCUGGAGCGGGAGAAGAAACGGAGAGGGCUGCUGGGUGGAAACACAAGCGAGGAGGUUACAAGGAAACGCAGGUCGGAGCGGCGCGAGCUCAAACUCGAGCGAGCUCGAAUGGAGAAAUUGGCCAUCGAGGAAAGGCUCAAGACCGAGGCGGCUGCCAGGGAAUCUGGUGCUGUGUCCGAUGACCAAAGCGCCCCGACUACACCCGCAAAUGGUACGGCUAACGGUGCUGCCACUACCACAGAGAAGUUCUCCCUCAAGAAGGCAAAGGAGGCAAGGCUUCAGGAGUCACGGAAUCUGGCACAGACCGAUAAUUCCGCCGUUCCAGCCGACUCGUCACUGAAGCCGACCAACGGCAAGACUGUCCGUUUUUCACCAGUUGUGCAGGAGACCAAGUUCCCCUCCGACUCGACCGUUGCGCUUCAGUCGCCCGAAGCCAUUGUGGCCGGAGACGAUGCAGAUGAUGAACCGGCGCUUCAGAAUGAAGAGCAUCUUCAACUCUCCAACGAAGAGGCUUUCUUCCUCGUCUAUGCGCUGGGUGUCUUGCGAGUCUACGACCCUGAGCAGAACACCGUAAUUCCCACCUCGUCUCUAUUUCCACUCCUCCGACACCAUUCCUUCUAUCCUCCUCGCGCCACUUCCUCCGAACUACAGCCCGACGACCCCUUCAUGAUCUCCUAUGCCGUGUACCACCACUUCCGGUCGCUGGGGUGGGUUGUUCGCUCUGGUGUGAAAUUUGGAACCGACUACCUGCUGUACAACCGCGGUCCGGUCUUUUCGCAUGCCGAGUUUGCUAUCGCCGUCAUUCCCUCGUACGAGCACCCAUAUUGGAAGGAUACAGAAGAGCGCAGGGAAUAUGCGGCGAGCAAGCAGGCCCGGAGUUGGUGGUGGCUGCAUUGUGUGAACCGGGUACAGGCCCAAGUGCUGAAAAGCCUGGUACUAUGUUAUGUCGAAGUGCCUCCACCAGCCGGUUUCUCUGAUGACAUUGGCGCUGCGCUGGGUCGCUACCGUAUCCGUGAAUUUCUCAUUCGUCGCUGGGUGCCCAACCGAAGUCGCGAUUGA